Cucurbita moschata (crookneck pumpkin) is the source of this 1782-nucleotide messenger RNA. Its product is annotated as protein TIC 56, chloroplastic. NCBI's taxonomy places the organism in Eukaryota, Viridiplantae, Streptophyta, Magnoliopsida, Cucurbitales, Cucurbitaceae. The record is from RefSeq and is a predicted model, not a curated record. Bases 125 to 1660 code for a protein of 511 amino acids. The transcript has 5 exons.
UCUCCAUGACUCCUCCGCGAAUCCCUCCAUCUUCAGGCAGGUCCCAAACCCUACUUUAAUCGCCUGAAGUCUCAACAUUUUACCAACUGAUUCACCUUCUUUAAGCCAGAGUUGUGUCUCGGCUAUGGCGUCAAUCAACUUCAACCCCUUCGAGAAUUGGUUCUCCAGGCCUCCUAAUCCCAUUUCUCCCCUCAAUCUCAUUGCAUUUAGAGACUCGUUGUCUCAAAAAUCCUCGACGUCCCCGAACUUUGCUUCAAUUAGCCUCUCUAAUGUCUUCAAGAAGCAGAAAAAACCAGAGGAAGCACCCGAAAAACCAGGGUAUUACCGCGAAAUGCUAGAUCAAUUCUACUGGGAAUGCGAAAAUUUACCCGAUUACAGACACACCCCUGAGGUUGAGAAAAUCUUGAGCGAAGAUCCUGUUUUUGAGAAGAAAGAGAAUCCUACUGAAGAGGAGCUGGAAAAAAACGAGAAGCUCUGGAAAGCGAUACGAGAUAGCCCUGUCGUGCAAUUUCUGGAACGUGCGGAGAAAAUUGCAGCCAAAUACAAUGAACUUGAGCUCAAAGAGAAUGAGAAUCCAUACAGACGUGAGGACAGGAAGCUAUGGAGGGCAAUUCCUCAUGUAACUGGGCUUGAUGGGCGGCCUAUGCCGAGGAAAGCAAUAAAAACGAGAAAAGAAUCCGAUGAUAAGUUUUGGGAUUUUGCGAGACAGUUCUUUUUGGGGCUUUGGGGCUACCGGCAAAGACCUUAUCCACCUGGUCGCCCGAUCGAUGUUGCUCAGGCCAUUGGAUACAAGCGCCUCGAGGAGCGGUACUAUGAUUUUAUAAUGAAGAGUGGAGGUUGGUACUAUAAGGAUCGGUUAGGUCGUACUCGAGGGCCAUUGGAACUAAUCACUCUCAAAACAGCUUGGGGAGGUGGGAUUAUUGACAAGGACACAUUUAUCUGGGGGGAGGACAUGGACGAAUGGGCGCCAAUUCACAUGGUUUACGGAAUGGAGCGUGCAAUUGCCACUUGGGAAGUUAGACUCGGCGCUGCUGCCACUGCUUUUAUUCAUAAAUUGCAGAAAGGCAUCCCUCCAUGGGUUCCUCUUAAGGGACAAGAGAAGAAAACCUACAAGCAACUGCAACAAGAGGCUUUAGAGAGCAAGAGACGAGAUCUAGCAGUAUUAGCAGCUAAUGACGGUGUUUGGCCAGGAGUUAGAACUCCUAGCCAUGCGCUUUUUCUCUGGGCAAGUGGAACUGAGCUGACAACUUUGUUGGAGGCAGACCACAUGCCAAACAAGUACAUCCCUAGGGAUCUAAGGUACAAGUUAGCUAAAAUUCUACCCGGGUUAAGACCAUGGGAGGUUCUAAGCGUGGAGCAAGCAAUGGAUCACAUAACAUAUAGUGGGAAAUGGCAUCGUGAACGUCUUGGGUCGUACACGACUGGGCCUCCAUACAUCAGCCAUUGGAAUGAUGAUGUGAAGAGACUGCUUAGGUUAUUCUCCAACCUCAGCGCUAGAGUUUACAGUAGGUUGGAGCGGAAGAUUCCUGGCUUCGAUAAAGUAGUCGAGAAGGCCCAGGCUGAUGCUGCUGCCAGAAGAGCUGCGCGGCUGGAGAAGAGGAAGGCAUUGAAGAGGUCCAAAUACGAGCGGCGGCCGGUCAAAGUCAGAAACGAUCAAUAGCUUACUAUUUAUUCUCUUAAAGUUCAGCUACGGUUUGAGAGUAAAUGAUUUUUAUUAUUUUGAAAUUAAUUAGUCUUAGUCAUCACUAAAACUCCAUUAUUCCAAUUAUUUACAUUUACUUC